This is a messenger RNA of Anopheles coustani, 1650 nucleotides long. Its product is annotated as myrosinase 1-like. Gene Ontology annotation, molecular function: beta-glucosidase activity. The record is from RefSeq and is a predicted model, not a curated record. NCBI's taxonomy places the organism in Eukaryota, Metazoa, Arthropoda, Insecta, Diptera, Culicidae. The transcript has 4 exons. Gene Ontology annotation, biological process: carbohydrate metabolic process. Bases 1 to 1632 code for a protein of 543 amino acids.
AUGGUGUUGUGCGUCACGUCACUGCUUUGGGCGGUGAUACUGGCCGCGGCGGUGGUGGGUAGUGAGGCCGCUCCGGGUAGCACAACGCAAACGCUGCUGGUGCAAACGUUCCGUCCGGCCGGGUUCCCCUCCCGACUGCGGCGUGCACUCAAACCGCCACCUGAUGGUGGUGGUGGUGGUGGCACUCCGGCCCCGACUACGGCACGCUCGCCGUCUGAGGAACAGUUUGGGUACGAUUUCCUAUUCGGUGCAGCGACCGCCGCCUACCAGAUCGAGGGCGCGUGGAACGAAUCCGGCCGGGGGCCGAGCGUAUGGGACACGCUGACGCACACCCAUCCGGAGCUGGUGGUGGACGGUGCGACCGGUGACCGGGCCGCCGACUCGUACCACCUGUUCCAGCAGGAUAUCGAUGCGCUCAGCUGGGUCGGGUUCGAUUUCUAUCGCUUCUCGAUCUCGUGGUCCCGGCUGCUGCCACUCGGCGAUCCGUCCUCACUCAACCAGGCAGCGGUCGACUACUACAACCAGCUGAUCGACAACCUGCUGCUGUAUGGCAUCGAGCCGGUGGUCACCAUGCUGCACUACGACGUCCCGCAAUACCUGCAGAAUCUGGGCGGGUUCGCGUCCCCGCUGAUCGUCGAAUACUUCCGCCAGUAUGCGGACGUCCUCUUCAGCACGUUUGGCGACCGGGUGCGCGUUUGGAUAACGCACAACGAGCCGUACGAUUUCUGCGUGGAGGGCUACGGCACGGGGCGGUCGGGGCCGCUCGUGUACGCCACCGGCGUCGGGGAGUAUCUGUGCGCCCACCACGUCCUGCUCAGCCAUGCGGCCGCCUACCACCACUACAACGCGCACUAUCGCGACGCACAGGACGGUGUGAUCGGGCUGACGCUGAGCGGACGGUUCUACUAUCCGGCCACCAACGCUACGCCACCGGUGGUCGUCGAGCGGGCCCUCGAAUUUCAGAUCGGUUGGUUCUCGGAUCCGCUGUUCGGGGCGGAGGGAAACUAUCCGGCCACGAUGAUCGCGGAUAUUGGCGAGAACAGCCUGCGGGAGGGACGCUACACAUCCCGGCUGCCAACGUUCACCGACGAGCAGCGAACGUUGAUCCGUGGCAGCUGCGACUUCUUCGCCUACAACUACUACUCCAGCCGGCUCGCCACGCUAGCGAGCGAAGAUUACGACCCGACGCUGCCGCCAUCGUGGGCCCGGGAUGCGCGCAUCAUUCAAACGGUCGAUCCCCGCUGGCCGCGGGCAAAAUCCACCUGGCUGUACGUGGUGCCGGAAGGGUUGCGCGGCGUCCUGAACUGGUUCCGCGUGCGCUACAACAAUCCGAACGUCCUGAUCACCGAGAACGGCUUCUCGGACGAUGGGCAGCUGCAGGACACGGGCCGUAUCGACUACUAUCGGGGCCAUCUAGGGGCGAUCCUGGCCGCGAUCAACAAGGACGGUUGCAACGUCAUCGGCUACACGGCCUGGAGCAUCAUCGAUAACUUCGAGUGGCUGCGUGGCUACAGUGAAAAAUUCGGCUUGUACUACGUCAACUUCAGCAGUCCCGAGCUGGAGCGAGUACCCAAGCAGUCGGCCACCUUCAUGGAGCAGGUUAUUCGCACCAGACACAUACCGUCCGAGUAGAGAUCUAAGGCAAUGCAA